This is a messenger RNA of Menidia menidia (Atlantic silverside), 2242 nucleotides long. Lineage: Eukaryota; Metazoa; Chordata; Actinopteri; Atheriniformes; Atherinopsidae. The record is from the annotation of a GenBank genome assembly.
AUGGAGUCGGGCGCAUGCGCCGUGGCGGCUGGAUUGUUGCACCCUCAGACAGGGCGGCCCGUUACCAAGCGCCGCACCGCGCAGGGGCUGGCCAACGACGACAGCAGCGAGGAGCAUUGCCACACGGACUACUUCCAGCCCGACAACAACACACACUCGCCAGAUUACGGGAUGGCCGUGAAUGUAUACGCCACAUCUGUCUCCAUCGACAACCUCAGCCGGCAUGACAUGCUGGCGUGGGUCAACGAUUCUCUGCACCUCACCUACACCAAGAUCGAGCAGCUGUGUUCAGGGGCGGCAUAUUGCCAGUUCAUGGACAUGUUGUUUCCAGGGUGCAUUCUUCUGAAGAAGGUCAAGUUUCAAGCCAAACUGGAGCAUGAAUUUAUACACAACUUUAAAGUUCUUCAAGCGGCAUUUAAACGGAUGAGUGUUGACAAAAUUAUCCCAGUGGAAAAGCUCGUCAAAGGGAAAUUCCAGGACAACUUUGAGUUUGUGCAGUGGUUCAAGAAGUUCUUUGAUGCCAACUACGACGGGAAGGAGUAUGACCCUUUACUAGCCAGACAGGGGCAGGAUGUGGCCCCUGCCCCCAAUCCAGGUGAUCACUUUAUCCACAAACCAAAGAGAAACCCAGGACCACAGCGGACAUCUCCAACAGUUCCCAAAAACAUGCCAACACCACAGCGGGUCCAACACAACACCCCUGUCAUGAGGAAGAAUCCAUCGUUGUCCAGGAAUGGGGGCAGCGACGCCGAGAUCAUGGAGCUAAAUCAACAGCUGAUGGAGUUGAAGUUGACAGUAGAUGGUCUAGAGAAGGAGAGGGACUUCUAUUUCAGCAAACUGCGGGACAUUGAGCUGAUCUGCCAGGAGCACGAGAGUGAAAACAACCCCGUUCUCAGCAAGAUUAUCGACAUUCUCUACGCAACAGAGGAAGGCUUUGCACCUCCAGAUGACGAGGAGCUCGAUGAGCAAGCCCAUCUGGACCAGGAUGAAUACUGAGCCAAAUGUCUCUUUCCACCCAGCUUCCCCCAUCUUCUCUCUCUUAUUUUUUUGCCCUCAUUUCUUUUCUACUCUCUGCACGCAUACUACAGAUCAGACCGUCUGAUACACAACUACUCUGAAUCAUCAUUUGCUGCUCCACAUGGCCUCCACUGACACAGUAACAGUAUGACAUAUCCUCCUCACUUCAGCAUGAGUAACGCAGACAAUUGAGCUGAGCCUGCAAUGAAGGUUGUUCUGGCAAACAGUGAGUUUGACUCUGUAAAUAUUACCGAGCAUUUGGAUUUUUAAAAGAUUAACGUCUUUGCUUAUUCUGGAGUUAUUUAUUUGCCUUUUGUGCUGUUGACAUUAUGCAAGCACAGAACAACACCGCUCCAAUGUGCCAUGAGGACACUUGAGCUACUAAAACUGUAACAAAAGUGACUUUUUAAUAGCUAUUUCUUAUUUAUUUAACUUAUAUUUAGUUUUGAUUAACUAUCUGUAGCACUGAUGCAAACCUACUGUUCAUGAAUUGAAAGCUGAGGCUUUGUGAGUUUGAGGGGGGGUGGGGUCGUGCUCAAGUCCACAUCAAGCUUUUGGAUUCUGGUGUGGGUACAAAGCAGGUAGACGCACUGGAGAUUAUUUGUUUUGAUGACUUAAGGUACAUGAUCAGUGCUCAACGAUUACUUCUUAUUGAUCAGCAACAUAUCUGAGCAUGAGAAUGUUACACAUUGACUGUGAAUGAGUGAUAUUUUGUAAAUGUUUUUUGUGUGGAGAUUUUGUCUGAUGUUGCACGAGCCUGGUUUAUUGCCGCUGUAUCUUUAAGGCUGACGCGCAGCAGCCUUCAAGUUUGAAAUUGACGAGCUGGAAAGACACCUACUGGUAACAUGGUUAUGUAGCAGUUCUAAUGUAUCUCUCUAAAAGAUUCAGUAGGCAUCAUAAAGAAUCAAAGCAUACACAUUUGCGAAUGACAGCUUUUUUCAUGUUUUACUGCUAAACAUACAAUAUUUCUACUUUUAAUUUGCUAUAAAAGAGUUUGUACAGAGUUUGAGUUCUUGCCUGAAAGAAAUUCCCUAUUAGGGGAGCUGGGGCCUGUUGACUGGUAACCAUGAGCAUCAAAUUAAACAAAGGAGCCUCGCAUCCUUACCUAACUAUUUUUUACUUUACAAACUGGCUAUUGUUUGCACUCUGGAACAUGCCUCCAUUGACCAUGUCCACAGAAGGAUCAUCUUUUGAGUUUUGAAUAAAGAAACAGUUGUGAAACAAA